Messenger RNA from Eptesicus fuscus (big brown bat), 2024 nucleotides. It is a transcript of the gene ORMDL1, whose product is annotated as ORMDL sphingolipid biosynthesis regulator 1. Lineage: Eukaryota; Metazoa; Chordata; Mammalia; Chiroptera; Vespertilionidae. Gene Ontology annotation, cellular component: endoplasmic reticulum membrane. Gene Ontology annotation, biological process: ceramide metabolic process; intracellular sphingolipid homeostasis; negative regulation of ceramide biosynthetic process. The coding region runs from base 289 to 750 and encodes 153 amino acids. The record is from RefSeq and is a predicted model, not a curated record. The transcript has 5 exons.
GAGCUGAGCGGGGCUGCGCUGCUCGGGGGCGGGCCGCUGGCGUGUGGCUGCGCGGACACGCGACGCCGCGGAGCCGGUCCUUCUCGGCGCCGGCUGCUGGGCGUGUGGCGGAGGCAAACGCCGUGGCUAACACACCUGGGAACUAGGAUCAGCUCCUCCUCCGUGUUCGUCUGGAACGCCAGAGGGAAAGGAAAAGCCUACAGGAAGGAAGGAAGGAAGGAAGGAAGCUGCGUUGGCGCGGAGUCACGCCAUUCAGAAGGAAGGCUGCUGCCUGGACCUAAGGCAAACAUGAACGUUGGCGUUGCCCACAGCGAGGUGAAUCCCAACACCCGGGUCAUGAACAGCCGCGGGAUAUGGCUGACAUACGCACUGGGAGUCGGCUUGCUUCAUAUCGUCUUACUCAGCAUUCCCUUCUUCAGUGUUCCUGUGGCGUGGACCUUAACAAAUGUUAUACAUAACCUGGGGAUGUAUGUGUUUCUGCAUGCCGUGAAAGGAACACCUUUCGAAACUCCGGACCAGGGGAAGGCAAGGCUCCUAACUCACUGGGAACAACUGGACUAUGGAGUACAGUUCACGUCUUCACGGAAGUUUUUCACAAUUUCUCCAAUAAUUCUAUAUUUUCUGGCAAGUUUCUAUACGAAGUAUGAUCCAACUCACUUCAUGCUGAACACAGCUUCUCUCCUGAGUGUGCUAAUUCCCAAAGUGCCACAGCUACAUGGUGUUCGGAUUUUUGGAAUUAACAAGUAUUGAAAAGCUUUGAAACGGAAGAAAAGCUUUUACAGCUACUGAGUUGCCUGUAAGGAAGGAGUGGUUGGUAAACUCACUGCUUCCAUGAUAGUGUGAAGUGAGAGGCAUUUACACGGAGAGCCUAGCGCUGGUUCUUCACGUGCUGUUUGGAAGUGCAGAUUCUUACUGGAGGAUGCCUGUGUUCAAAGCAUCUCGUACCUUUCUCAAGAGAGGCUUUAGAGGUAGGCUGGGCAGGCCCAGCUUAUAAAUUAAAUGGCUAUAAAAUGAGGGUGUAGUAGAUAAAUCCAAGGAAAUAAGAUUUUAAGAAACUAAGACCAGCUUAGUUUAUAACAAAUGGGCAUUAUGUUAGAAGAAACUUCCAAUCAUUCCGCCACGGUCAGUUUAAGCCAACUUACACGUAAACCAAAACCAUCUCUUCCCAAGCCUGAUGUAGGUUGUUUUUUGCCAUAUAUGUUCCUCUUGUGCUGUGUUAGAGGGCAUAUGCCCUCUUGUUUUACAUAAGCCAGUUCCUACCUUGUGAGUGGACUUUUUUUUUUUUCUCAUUUUGCUGGCUCAACAGUGUGUGUUGAUGAUGAGAUCGUUGUCACAUUGAGUAACUUACUGAGUUCAGGAAGGUCCACGUUCACGACUGACUGGCCAUAGAAGGUAGUUGGGCAUCUUACAGACAGCCUGAGUCAGCCUUCCAGUUGUGAGACAAAAUGGGGUUUGCUGCCUUUGCAGACCCAAGGCUGCUAAACCAAUUACGAAAAUAAUUUAUUUCCCAGUUAAAGUGUAUUCUAACUUAAAAGUCUCUGCUUAUGUGAUUGAGCAAUCUCAUUAUUUAAGUCUGCCAUUCUUUAGAAAAGGAAAUACUUGGACUUUCAGUACAUGAGUCUUCAUGUAGAUAACCCAAUAGGGUAACUAUUUCCAAAGCAGCAGCCAUAUUGAAUUCUUGUGACUUAGAGAAGCUUCCGAUAGUUGCUGACAUUAAUUGCAAGAAGUAACUAUAUACAACUUUGAGAAGUAAAUAUUCCCAAAAAACAAAGUUCUGAUAUGGGAUGAAACUGAAAACCCUAGGAACAUUUGUAAACAAAAUUGAAUGAAAAGUUAUAGACCAACUUAAAAUCAGUUUGUUUCAAUAAACUGACUUGGGGGAUAAUAUAAUUGUUUUAUAUUUCAAAAGUAUUGACUUUAGAAAUCAGUUGUAUGAUAAUGCCUUUGUAUGUUUGUCUUUUCCUGUGUAUUUUUUUCCCUGCAUAUUUUCAAAUACUUCAAUAAAAAUUUUCUUUGGUGUAGGA